ACAUGCUCUCCGGAUCUUCGGACGUGUCCAGACUUUGUGUGCGACCGAAUGGAGCAGGAUCAUCCUGAGUUGUGUCCACAAGACUGCGCUUACGAAAUCCUUGGACUAGCGAGAAUGAAUGAAGACCACACACCUGCGCGAGGCGUGGGGGCGGCGGCUGGACCAUGUCACUGCGGGACGCCACGGAGCUGUACAUGUGGACCGGGCAUAAUGGGUGAAGCAAGUAUUCCGUCCAUCAAAACAUCAGCAGGAGCGAAACAGGAGCCGACAAGAACACCAGAUAAUGUCAUCUACAAAGAUACGACAAGUAAUCAGAAGUCUAAAGAAGAAAGAAAACAGAGAGUAUCGACGUGCGCAUUCGGCUGUCAGUUGGCCAUCGGGCUCGGGCUGACUGUUGCCCUAUCGGUGACCGUAGCCGGCAUCCUUUUGUCCCGGAGGUUCAACAAGGCUCCGCCGCGGGACGUCCAGGAGGACGACGAUUCUCCAACCUUCGCCGUGCCGUCCAUGUACGUCAACAGUACCUACAGAUACAGGCGGCCCUCUCUCUGGGACCCGCUGUUUCCCGACACAGUCGUCGCCAGUGGGGGGUACUACCCUCUGUCUUGGGUCGAUGCCAAGUGGGAAAUACCUCGUGAGAACAUCGUUCUAGGAGAGACCAUUGGAGAGGGCGAGUUCGGCAAGGUUGUGAAGGCACAGGCCACCAACGUCGCCAACGUCAAGGGCGUGUCCUCUGUGGCAGUCAAGAUGUUAAAAGAUUAUGCCUCUGCCUCCGAGAUGCGCGAUCUCAUCUCAGAACUGGAACUCCUGGCACAAGUGUCUCAUCCGAACGUCAUCAAGCUCAUCGGGGCCUGCACGGAAAAUGGCCCGGUCUACGUCAUUGUGGAGUACGCGAAACACGGCUGCCUGAGGGACUUUCUCCGGAGUAAAAGGAAGGAUGCCGUACUUUUCCUGGAUGACAACUACCCGAACUCGAACAGCGACGAGGAGAGUCUGAUGCCGAAGGACCUGCUGUCCUUCUCCUGGCAGAUCACCAAGGGGAUGCAGUACCUGGCGGAGAUGAAGUUGGUGCACCGGGACCUGGCCACUCGUAACGUCCUGGUCACGGACAGGUACGUCAUGAAGAUAUCAGACUUUGGGCUGACCAGAGAUGUGUACGAGGAAGACGCGUACAUGAAGAAAAGCAAGGGCCGUGUACCCGUAAAAUGGCUGGCUAUCGAGUCCCUGUUUGACAAUAUCUACACCACCAAAAGUGAUGUGUGGGCGUUUGGAGUGCUCCUGUGGGAAAUCGUCACUUUGGGCGCUACUCCGUACCCCGGCAUCCCGCCUGAGCGUGUGUGUGAGCUGUUGAAAACCGGCUUCAGGAUGCUCCGCCCGACUGGCUGCUCCGAGGAGCUGUGA
Molecule: messenger RNA, 1398 nt
Organism: Branchiostoma belcheri (Belcher's lancelet)
Lineage: Eukaryota; Metazoa; Chordata; Leptocardii; Amphioxiformes; Branchiostomatidae
Product: proto-oncogene tyrosine-protein kinase receptor Ret-like
Exons: 11
Coding region: 49-1398 (449 amino acids)
Biological process (GO): cell surface receptor protein tyrosine kinase signaling pathway; multicellular organism development; protein phosphorylation
Cellular component (GO): signaling receptor complex; axon
Molecular function (GO): ATP binding; transmembrane receptor protein tyrosine kinase activity
Source: RefSeq, a predicted model, not a curated record